This is a messenger RNA of Salmo salar (Atlantic salmon), 2515 nucleotides long. RefSeq names its product N-chimaerin. NCBI's taxonomy places the organism in Eukaryota, Metazoa, Chordata, Actinopteri, Salmoniformes, Salmonidae. Gene Ontology annotation, biological process: positive regulation of GTPase activity; signal transduction; regulation of small GTPase mediated signal transduction. The record is from RefSeq and is a predicted model, not a curated record. Gene Ontology annotation, molecular function: GTPase activator activity.
CUACGGCCUAAAAUUGAGGCUGAUGGUCACGUGAUAUCACAAGAUGGCAACUUCGUUAUAGAAUAUAGAUACGGUGUUUGUUGGGAUCAAUUAUAUUAGCUAUAUGCAUGCAUAUGCAACCGGAUAGAUUACAUCUUGGCUUUAUCCUCACUAGAUAAAUGCAUGUUUGCAUCUACGCCUGUUCCCAUUCCUUAGGUUUGUUUAUUUUUUUAAUGAAGUCGGCGGCGCUACUAGCGGUGACUCACACUUUCUAACGACGGGGGAAAUAGUCAUAUAUCAGUUAUCGCACCAAGAAUGGCUCUAAAUGUCUUUGACCAUGAUGAAUACAGGCCGCCAGUGUGGAAAUCUUACCUGUAUCAGCUCCAGCAGGAGGCACCACAUCCACGGCGACUGACCUGCACCUCUGAGGGUCGAUACAGCUGGAUUCAGACAAAGACAUGUUCCUACCAUCACAAGUGUAUACUCCACUUUACACGCCUCCUUCUCUCCAAUCCGUACAUCUUAUGGUUCGACAGGAAGAGGGUGGAUAACCGGCCCAAAUACUAUGGGAGAGAGUACCAUGGGAUGAUCUCCAGAGAGGAGGCUGACCAGCUGCUGAGUGUGGCAGAGGGGAGUUACCUCAUCAGAGAGAGCCAGAGGCAGCCUGGGACCUACACACUGGCCCUACGCUUUGGAAAUCAAACCAGGAACUUCCGCCUCUACCGUGAUGGGAAACACUUUGUUGGGGAGAAGCGCUUUGAGUCCAUCCACGACCUUGUGACAGAUGGGCUGAUCACGCUCUACAUCGAGACCAAGGCAGCAGAGUACAUCGCUAAGAUGACUAUCAACCCAAUCUAUGAGCACAUCGGCUACACAACACUCAACAAGGAGCCCACGCUGAAGAAACACUUGCCUGUGUGCCAGGAGGUUCCUGAUGGGCCUGCGCCACAGGGAGAGCGGGGUGACGAGGAGAAAGGGCUCACCUCACUGGUCCGUCGAGCCACCCUGAAGGACAACGACCACGCGACCAAGUAUGAGAAAGUCCACAAUUUCAAGGUGCACACCUUCCGGGGACCCCACUGGUGUGAAUAUUGUGCCAACUUCAUGUGGGGCCUCAUCGCUCAGGGAGUUAAAUGUGCAGAUUGCGGUUUGAAUGUCCACAAACAGUGUUCCAAAAUGGUGCCAAACGACUGUAAGCCUGACCUCAAGCAUGUCAAGAAAGUAUACAGUUGUGACCUUACGACCCUGGUAAAAGCCCACAAUUCCAAGCGACCCAUGGUGGUGGACAUGUGCAUACAAGAGAUUGAGUCUAGAGGUGUUCAGUCUGAGGGCCUGUACAGAAUCUCAGGCUUCAGUGAUCUGAUUGAAGAUGUGAAGCUGGCUUUUGACAGAGAUGGUGAAAAGGCGGACAUUUCUGUGAAUGUGUAUGAAGACAUCAAUAUAAUCACUGGCGCACUGAAACUGUACUUCAGGGAUUUACCUAUUCCUCUUAUCACGUAUGACGCCUACCCAAGGUUCAUGGAGGCAGCAAAGAUUACAGAUCCAGACAAGCGGUUAGAGGCCCAUCAUGAAGCUCUGAAGCUGCUGCCACCUGCACACUGUGAAACACUGUGUUAUCUCAUGGCCCACUUAAAGAGGGUAACCCAAAAUGAGAAAGACACCCUGAUGAAUGCAGAAAACCUUGGCAUUGUUUUUGGGCCCACCCUCAUGCGUGCCCCAGACCUGGAUGCGAUGACGGCGCUCAAUGACAUCCGCUACCAGAGACAGGUGGUGGAGACGCUUAUAAAGAACGAAGACAUUCUGUUCUGAAAGGGGAUGACAAACAAUGAAGGAAUCUUAAAUCAUGAAUAAGCUAUUUACUCAUAAUUUAGAAAGGAGGAAGUGACAAUGUUUUUAAUAUUUUCCCUUUGUAAAACCAAGACUUGAAUAAUAAUGGAGUUUUUGCACCAUUGUACAUUAUUUUCCACUCCCAGUGAACCAUGUCUGAAGAGAUGUCUGUUGGGUUUGAAUCACGUACCUUAGACUUGUCUUUUGCAUGUUCAUCCCCCCAUUUGUGUCGGGGUAAUUGAUGGAACACACAUUCCUUUGGAUAGCUAGUAUGUGAUUUUGUUUUCAGAUAUUGGGUCAAACCAAAGGGAAAGAGAGAGGACUCAACUUUAUCUCUGACAUUGUAGUGUCUUUGACAGCAUGGGCAGUGCCAUUGAUGCUACAACCCAUAGGAAUCCCCAUCCAGUUGGCUACUUUUAAUACUUUGAAAUGGCGGCGGCAUGGUGGAAGCCCUCAAUGGCAAUGUCCAUGCCAAAAUGGGUUAUAUACAUGAUGAGUCCUCUAUCUCUAUGGGUCACACUCACUCAUUAGCUGCUCUCUCUGAUCUUGUAGAUGUGGCUCAUUUGUUUCAUGAUGGGUUUAUUCUUCCUGUGAAUCACUAAUGUACCUGGAUGUAACAUAGAAUACCAUUAGUUAAAAACCUUGUUUAUUUUGUUUAAAAUUGUUGUUUGUAUGUUGUUCAUUUCAAAUAAAUGCAGUGGGAUAUUUA